AUGCUGAUCAACAAUUACUAUGUUGCCACAGCUAUUGCUGCGAUCGUCCCUCUUGCACAUGCUCAGUCAUACACUGACUGCAAUCCACUGAACAAGACCUGCCCGGCCGAUACGGGCACAACCGAAUCCCAUCUACACUUCGAUUUCACCCAAAGCUCAGGUCUAGACCAGUGGACCAUCACCGCUGACAACGUCACCACCGGUACAGAUGGCGCAGAAUUCACCAUCAACAAGCAGGGAGAUGCUCCAACCAUCCAGACCGAUUUCUACAUCUUCUUUGGCGAGGUCUCCAUCUCCAUGAAAGCUGCCUCCGGCACCGGCAUCAUCAGCAGUCUCGUCCUGGAAUCCGAUGACCUCGAUGAAGUGGACUGGGAACCAUUCGGUAAUCUAGCGGACCAGCUCCAAACCGACUACUUCGGCAAAGGCGACACCUCAUCCUACGACCGCUGGACCUGGGCCUCCAUCUCCGACGCCCAAGGCGACUACCACACCUACACCUGGACCUGGAGCGAGACCGAACUCAUCUGGUCCAUUGACAACUCCACCGUCCGCACCCUCACCUACGCCGACGCCGUCAACGGUACCCGCUACCCGCAGACCCCGAUGCGCGUGCGCAUUGGGAUCUGGGCCGGCGGCGACCCCGAUAAUUCCGAAGGUACGAUCGAAUGGGCUGGCGGCGAAACAGACUACUCGGACGCCCCAUUCACCAUGUACGUCAAAUCGGUCGACAUUGUAAACUACAACCCGGCCACCUCUUAUAAAUAUACCGAUGAAUCGGGCUCCUAUGAGAGCAUCGAGAUCGUGGGUGGCAGUUCCAACUCGACAUCCUCCUCGUCCUCCUCGUCCUCCUCGUCUUCCUCAUAUUCUUCCUCCCCGUAUACCAACAGCGCAGGCUCUAGCGCCCUUAGCCGGACAUCUAGCUCCGCAUCUGCUUCUACUACCGCGGCGUCUGCGUCAUCAUCCGCAUCCGCAUCCGCCUCUGCCUCCACCUCCAGCACUAUCAGCUGGGCAACUACCUUCCGCCUCAACCCGAGUAUUCUUUCUCUCCCAGUUGCUCUUGCCCUCCUCCACGUGGCUCUUUGA
This is a messenger RNA of Aspergillus ibericus CBS 121593, 1083 nucleotides long. Its product is annotated as glycoside hydrolase family 16 protein. The transcript has 2 exons. Gene Ontology annotation, cellular component: fungal-type cell wall. NCBI's taxonomy places the organism in Eukaryota, Fungi, Ascomycota, Eurotiomycetes, Eurotiales, Aspergillaceae. The record is from RefSeq and is a predicted model, not a curated record. Gene Ontology annotation, biological process: fungal-type cell wall organization; carbohydrate metabolic process. The coding region runs from base 1 to 1083 and encodes 360 amino acids. Gene Ontology annotation, molecular function: glycosyltransferase activity; hydrolase activity, hydrolyzing O-glycosyl compounds.